Molecule: messenger RNA, 852 nt
Organism: Protopolystoma xenopodis
Lineage: Eukaryota; Metazoa; Platyhelminthes; Monogenea; Polystomatidea; Polystomatidae
Source: the annotation of a GenBank genome assembly
AUGGCUUUUCCCCAUAAGCUGCAUCACUUCUACCAUCAGCGUCUUGUGCAUCACCAGUUGACAGUGACUCAGAUGACCUUCAGUCCUUCUGGCCGAUACCUCUUGGCUGUUUCACGUGACCGCACUUGGAGCCUGUGGGCCGCUGAGAGGACCACCGAGACGGCUUGGCCUCUUUUUGGGAAACUCAGCUACUGCCCGUUCAAAUCUGAGAUGGCCCAUUCACGGAUCAUUUGGACCUGUGCCUGGUCGCCAGACGAUCUCUACUUCUUCACAGGUUCCCGUGAUAAGAAACUAUGCAUUUGGCUGGCCCCGUCGAGUGAAGCUCUUUCCAACUUUUCUACGGCCACAUCAGAUACUUGUCCGGCCCAUCGUGUGGACUGUCUGGAUUGCUUCAGCCAAGCCGUCACUGCAGUCUCUGUCACCAAUGCCUCCCAAACUAGGGCCUAUUUAAUCGCUGUCGGCCUGGAGUUGGGCGGCCUUGCGAUAACGGUCUGGUCGCCACCGGACAACUGCACGUCUCCGAUGUCCACUCUCACUUCUGGUGGUUGCAACGGGGCCGGCUGGCGGCGUCUAGUCUAUUUUCCGACGCACUGGAGUCACUUGGCAACAGGACAAGUUCGACGCCUCCAUUUUCUAUCUCCUACUCUUCAUUUAUCUCCGACCCUCAAAGAGGCUUGUCACGAUGUGGUAAGAGGUGAGCAAGAUGAUCGGCAUGUGGAUCAGAUCAACCCGACCGCGGAUGGCGAAGAUGGAGAGGAGAUUGGUUGGCUGGCCAGUUGCGCUGAUGAUGGAUUGGUUCGAGUUUUCCAGUUCCACAGAAGUCGUCUGGUUCAUUUUAUCCACACGGGCUAG